Messenger RNA from Lemur catta (Ring-tailed lemur), 1218 nucleotides. It is a transcript of the gene PNPLA4, whose product is annotated as patatin like phospholipase domain containing 4. Lineage: Eukaryota; Metazoa; Chordata; Mammalia; Primates; Lemuridae. Bases 377 to 1192 code for a protein of 271 amino acids. Gene Ontology annotation, cellular component: membrane; lipid droplet; cytoplasm. The transcript has 7 exons. Gene Ontology annotation, molecular function: triacylglycerol lipase activity; retinyl-palmitate esterase activity. Gene Ontology annotation, biological process: lipid homeostasis; triglyceride catabolic process. The record is from RefSeq and is a predicted model, not a curated record.
UUAGUGUUUUAAAAAAUAUGAAUGUGCAAAAGAAAUGGGGAAGAGGAGCAGGAACCUAUAUUUGAAAUUUAAUGGUGCUCUUGAAAAGAGCAAAUGUUUUGUUCGUUUGGAAUUUGAUAGGGUCUCUAAUAUUAAUAAUUUUUUCUUUCUACAAUAGUAGUCCCCCCCUUCUGCAAAAAAGUUUCAAAAGGUCAAGAAAAAAGGCCUUUCCAAUUGGAAUUUAUACAUUAGUGUCUCUUUCCGAGUAAUUAAAUAGUAAAUUGCAUAAUCUAUGUACUGAACAAAUGUGGAAUGUUUAAUUUAAAAAUUUUAUAAGACUAUUGGGUCAAGGUGAGAAGGUCAAAAAGUUUGCUUUGAAAGAUUUCUGUGUUUACAGAUGAUUGAAACAACUGUGCUUAAGACAGAGAAUGAUACAUUUGAAGAAAGCCUUGGAACAAUGAUCAGCGUAAGACUACACACGUGUGGGUUUCUGGGCGUUUACCACUUGGGGGCAGCAUCUGCACUUUGCAGACGUGGCCAAAGGCUCAUGAAGGAUGUCAAGGCCUUCGCGGGGGCUUCUGCCGGAUCCUUGGUUGCUUCUGUCCUCCUAACAGCACCAGACAAAAUAGAGGAAUGUAACCAAUUUGCCUACGAGUUUGCUGAAGAAAUCAGAAGGCAGUCUUUCGGGGCAGUAACACCCGGUUAUGACUUCAUGGCCCGAUUGAGAAGCGGAGUGGAAUCGAUUCUUCCUUCCAACGCUCACGAGCUGGCCCAGAACCGACUGCACGUAUCCAUCACCAACAGCAAAACCAGAGAAAAUUACUUAGUCUCAAGUUUUUCCUCCAGGGAAGACCUCAUUAAGGUGCUGUUAGCCAGCAGUUUCCUGCCCAUUUAUGCAGGCCUCAAGCCAGUGGAAUACAAAGGGCAGAAGUGGGUGGACGGCGGCCUCACCAACAGCCUUCCCAUCCUGCCUGUUGGUCGCACGGUGACCAUCUCCCCCUUCAGUGGACGAUUGGACAUCUCCCCGCAGGACAAAGGGCAGCUGGAUCUGUAUGUUAACAUUGCCAAACAGGACAUACUGCUGUCCGUGGCAAACCUGGUGAGGCUCAACCAAGCCCUGUUUCCGCCAAGCAAGCGGAAAAUGGAAUCCCUGUAUCAAUGUGGUUUUGAUGACGCUGUUAAGUUUUUACUUAAGGAAAAUUGGUUUGAAUAAGACGCUUAAAAGUCUAUGAUGCAAAA